AUGCCCUUAACCCUUGUCUCCUUACUGCUGGGUGUGACCGCUUUUAUGCGCCACAGCGUGAAGCCUGAAGAGCUUUCGCAGGCCGUGGUCUCCGUGUGGCCUCCGGGGUCAAAGGUCUACCUGGGCGAGUGCGUGGUUCUGCGAUGCUGUCUGCGCUCCAACUCCACCUCUGCGUGGACCUACCGCUGGUACAGGGACGGACGGCCGGCCGCCGCCGCCGCCCCACUGCCCGGGCACCUGGUCUCCGGCGAGAACUACUCCAUCCCGGUCGUUACCAGGGAGGCGGCGGGCAGCUACUGGUGCAGAGCGGAGCAGCGGGGGGGCAACGCCAGCGUCACUGCGGAGCCGGUAGUGCUCAGCGUGUCAGCGCUGCCCCCUCCCUCCCUGACUCUGACCCCCAGCAGCAGGCUGUUCUUCCCGGGGGAGCGUUUCGCCCUGCAGUGCCCGGCGUCUCAGACCACGUCCACCGGCUGGAGGCUGAGGCACGCGUCCCCCCGCCGGCCGCGCAGGCCCGCGGCCGGUGACCCGCAGCUCUGCUCGGCACUGGGAGGGUCUGCCCUGAGCAGACCGGACGGCUGCGUCCUGACCGCUGCCGGUGAGACCAGCGGGUUGUACUGGUGCGAGGACGCCGGCGGCCGCAGCAAUGCGGUCAGCAUCUCAGUAAGCUAUGGCAAAAUCCUCUUGAGGACUCCGGCCCUUCCCGUCCACGAGGGUGACGACGUGAUCUUGUACUGUCAGCACAGGACCAACUAUCGCAGCGAGGCAGUCUUUUUCAGAGGGGGAGAAGUAAUCAGCACUCUGGCGACUUCCAGCUCAGACAGAGCGGCGAACAUGACUAUCGCGAAUGUGACCAAGAAAGACGAAGGCUUCUACAAGUGUGCAUUAAAGGACGGAGGGGUGGAGAGCCCCGAAAGCUGGUUGUCAGUGAUAGCUGGUCGAGGCGGCGGAUCAACAACUGAAGCAGGGGCAUCCAAAAGUGGUCACUGGAAAUGGAUUGUUUUGUGCUGCUGUGCUGCUCUUCUCCUUAUUCCUCUAACCCUUUGGCUUGUGAGGCGUAGUUGCUAUCGCACAAUUUCCACUCGGAGCAGCUGGCCGAUCUCCAAAGGGGAGGUUCCAGCGGUGCCCCUCCCUGAGACCAAACAGGAUGUGACUGAGGUGCAGUGGGAUCUGUCCUGGAUGGAGAUGUCCAACCUGCUGGAUAAGCAGCUGUACCCCAGCACUUAG
Menidia menidia (Atlantic silverside) is the source of this 1224-nucleotide messenger RNA. Lineage: Eukaryota; Metazoa; Chordata; Actinopteri; Atheriniformes; Atherinopsidae. The record is from the annotation of a GenBank genome assembly.